AUGAUCUUUUUAAAUUCGAAAAUGUUAUACCGAAAUCUUACCAUUGGAAAUCAAUCAUCAACAGAUUUGAUUUCUAAAUUCAAUAACUCACAAGGUGUUUCUUCUCAACAAAGUGCCAAUGGAACAACUUUCUUUGGUUGGUCUGUCUAUUUUGGUGAUCAUUUCGAUUUCAUUUUUGAAGCUCUCAACAAAAAGAAAUAA
This is a messenger RNA of Heterostelium album PN500, 201 nucleotides long. RefSeq lists its product as uncharacterized. Bases 1 to 201 code for a protein of 66 amino acids. The record is from RefSeq and is a predicted model, not a curated record. The transcript is spliced from 3 exons. NCBI's taxonomy places the organism in Eukaryota, Evosea, Eumycetozoa, Acytosteliales, Acytosteliaceae.